Molecule: messenger RNA, 884 nt
Organism: Owenia fusiformis
Lineage: Eukaryota; Metazoa; Annelida; Polychaeta; Sabellida; Oweniidae
Source: the annotation of a GenBank genome assembly
ACUUAAUGCCUAUGUGUUGCACAUUGGGCGAUACACAGUGGACAAUUUAUAAGCUUCAUACAUAAGAUACCAGUAGAGAAAAAAUAUCAAAAUGCCUGACACUCCAGUAUCCGAGGACCCUAGCUACUGGUCAAACAGUCCCUUUUGGCUGCAGAAAAUCAAGACCUACUUUAACCUCCUUGACGAUAACAACGAUGGCUUGAUCAUUAAAGAUGAAUGGGAUGAAAUAACCGCACGAUUUGUCAGUUGUUCCCCAGGGUACAACAAGGACGCGAUAAAGAAAGCUCGCAACGUCAUGUGGGCCUCUUUUCGUGCCGGUGACGCACAAAUCGUCACUUUUGGGAUGUUCAAGAAAUGUCAAGCCUUCAAACAAGUGCUCUUUGAAAAUGACAUGGAAGCCAGUAAGAAUUUCACACGAGCGUUUUUCAAUGUCUUUGACACUGACCGCAAUGGACACAUCGACCAAUCAGAAUAUAAGAAAUAUCUGGAGUGUCUGGGGAUCGAUCCAGGGUUUUCUGAAGUGGCAUUCAACUCAAUUGAUACCAACAAAGACGGGGAGAUCACCUAUGAAGAGUUUCAUGAGGCAUUCCUUGAUUUCUUCCAUGGGUUGGACAGAGCAGGAUGUGGAACAUAUUUAUAUGGACCCAUACCUGAAGUUGAAAGUGAAAACUCUUAAAGUGAACAGAGUUGGAUGAUUUGAGAUCAAAAAGAAGCCUUGUGAUGAAGGAUGAUCUAAUUAAAAAAGUUAUCCAUUUAAUCUUAAUGAUUUAAUAGCAGCUUUGUAUCAAGCCCUUGUUAACAACCUCAUUAUACCUUCGGUAAGAAACAGUAACAUUUGACAGCAUUAACUAACAAAAUACACCAACAAGGCAUUAACAUGCAAA